GCGCUGCCAACCGCGGGGGCCCCGCUUGUGCUGCGGGAGGAGCUGUAAUGUUUUGCUGUCAGGAUGAGGAGCAGGAUCCCUGUCAUCCUCCUGGCCUGUGGCUCCUUUAACCCCACCACCAACAUGCACAUGCGUUUGUUUGAGCUGGCCAGAGACCACCUGCACCAGACAGUUCUACCAGAAUUAAAGCUGCUCUGUGGGGCUGAUUUUCUACAGACAUUUAAAACACCCAAUCUCUGGAAGGAAGAAGACAUCAAAGAAAUAGUGGGGAAGUUUGGUUUGGUCUGCAUCAGCCGGGCUGGCUCUGAUCCAUCACAGCUCAUCCAGGAAUCAGACCUUUUAUCUAAAUUUCAGCACAAUAUUUUUCUAGUGAGAGAGUGGAUCCAGAAUGAAGUCAGUGCGACGCAGAUCCGCUCUGCCCUGUGCAGAGGGCUGAGUGUGAAGUAUCUGAUCCCAGACUCUGUCAUUGCCUACAUUGCACAGCACAACGUCUACACAGCGGAGAGCGAGCGCAGGAACCAGGGGCAACUGCUGCAGCCCCUCAGGCUGCAAAACACAGCAAUAAACCCUCUGAGGGACUGAUUCCUGCACUGUGUGCCGUGUCAGACUAUGACCCUUGUCGUGUAGAUUUCUUGAGAAAGUUGUUUCUUAUUAAUAA
Messenger RNA from Camarhynchus parvulus, 658 nucleotides. It is a transcript of the gene NMNAT3, whose product is annotated as nicotinamide nucleotide adenylyltransferase 3. Gene Ontology annotation, biological process: NAD+ biosynthetic process. Gene Ontology annotation, cellular component: mitochondrion. Gene Ontology annotation, molecular function: nicotinamide-nucleotide adenylyltransferase activity; nicotinate-nucleotide adenylyltransferase activity. The transcript has 3 exons. Lineage: Eukaryota; Metazoa; Chordata; Aves; Passeriformes; Thraupidae. The coding region runs from base 64 to 582 and encodes 172 amino acids. The record is from RefSeq and is a predicted model, not a curated record.